CGGGGCGCGGCGGGGCAGACGGCCGGGCGGCGGCGGCGGUCAAGGCGACGGUGGCCGCGUCGAGAUCCGUUGCGGGGCCCAAGACCCGGACGGGGUCGGGGUCGGGCGCGGCGAUGCUGCAGCUGCGGGACUCGGUGGACUCCGCGGGCACGAGCCCCACGGCCGUGCUGGCGGCCGGCGAGGAGGUCGGGGCGAGCGGCGGCCCGGGCGGGGGGCGCCCGGGGGCCGGCUCGCCUCUGCGCCAGACGCUGUGGCCGCUCAGCGUCCACGACCCCACGCGCCGCGCCCGCGUCAAGGAGUACUUCGUGUUCCGGCCCGGCACCAUCGAGCAGGCGGUGGAGGAGAUCCGCGUGGUGGUCCGGCCCGUGGAGGACGGCGACAUCCAGGGCGUGUGGCUGCUGACCGAGGUGGACCACUGGAACAACGAGAAGGAGCGGCUGGUGCUGGUCACGCAGCGGUCGCUGCUCGUCUGCAAGUACGACUUCGUCGGCCUGCAGUGCCAGCAGGUGGUCCGGGUGGCGCUCAGCGCGGUGGACACCAUCUCGUGGGGCGAGUUCCAGUUCCCCCCCAAGUCGCUCAACAGGCGAGAAGGUCUUGGGAUCCGAAUCCAGUGGGACAAGCAGAGUCGGCCGUCCUUCAUCAACAGGUGGAACCCCUGGUCCACCAACGUGCCGUACACCACCUUCAUAGAGCACCCGAUGGCCGGCAUGGACGAGAAGACGGCCUCCCUGUGCCAGCUGGAGAGCUUCAAGACGCUGCUCAUCCAGGCCGUGAAGAAGGCGCAGAGGGAGAGCCCGGGGCCGGGCCAGGGCAGCGGCGUGCUGGUGCUGGAGCGGCCGCUGCUCAUCGAGACCUACGUGGGGCUCAUGUCCUUCAUCAACAACGAGGCCAAGCUGGGCUACUCCAUGAGCCGCGGCAAGAUCGGCUUCUAGGCGCCGCUCCGGGCUGGGGGGCACGCGGGCCGCAGCCGCAGGGAUCUAAGCGGGUCGGAGUGAGCGGCGUCCCUGCUUUAGUCCCUCUUGGACGCUCGGUAACGGGGGCAAAGGCCAAGGACCAGACUGUCUCGUGCUGCUGGGCCCGCCCCACCCCCCACGCGGCAUGCGCCCCCGCCGACCCCCGCCGACCCCGCUUCAGCCGUGGAGAGGAGCGGGCGGCGCCUGCCCUCAGUGCCUGCCGUGCGAUGUCUACACUUGUGUCCGAUUUCGUAUUUUGGGACUUCGUGCAGUUUGCAAAAGUGAGCAGACGCGGCCUGUGCCCGCCGCCUCCCGGCUCCGCGGUGGGACGCGGAAGCGCCGAGGUGCGCCGGCAGCCCGGGCCUCGCCGGCACCGGCAGCUCCGGGCCUCGGCAGCUCCGUGCCGUCCUGGUGGUGUCUUGCUCAGCAGGGAGUCGGGCUUUGCUGUCCAGAACGCACUUCUAGGUUGGGGCUCCGUCCCUCAGGCCCUCGCGCGGCCCCCGCCCGCAGCUGGUGUGAACUCAGUGCCGGCCCCCAGCCUCCCCGCUUCUCAUGGUCUUGCGGCUUCACCCGCGCACGGACGAGCCCAGCACGGGGGCCGCCAGAGCGCACGGGCCCAGCGGCGCUCGCCGUGGUUCAGUAAAGACGUUUGGAACCAAA
Messenger RNA from Oryctolagus cuniculus (rabbit), 1613 nucleotides. It is a transcript of the gene TPRG1L, whose product is annotated as tumor protein p63 regulated 1 like. Gene Ontology annotation, cellular component: synaptic vesicle; cytoplasm. NCBI's taxonomy places the organism in Eukaryota, Metazoa, Chordata, Mammalia, Lagomorpha, Leporidae. The record is from RefSeq and is a predicted model, not a curated record.